AUGACUCAGAUGAGGUAAGAAAACAGUGACUAAUCGUUGUGAUAAACAGUUAUUUAAACUUUUUACAUGCAUCCUCGCGGCUGUUUAUAACUGGUCAUAACCAAGCUUGGUAUCGCCAGAAGAAUUACUGCCUUGAUCAUUUUUGUCUCGUUGGACGUGGAUCAACAAAACACGCAAAAGCAAUGGAGGAAUAUGGAAAGAGGAAGGAGCACCUACACCGAGAAUCUACAGUAUGUCAAAACCUCUUUCGAGCCGCAAUUACUGAUGUUAAGCUUGGGGCAGCUGGAAGACACUUUGAAACUCUUACUUCUUUCUUAGACAGCGGUUCUGUUGAUGUAGGCACAAUUGGACAUGGUCGCAACAAUUUUAAUCAUGUCAUGUACUGCCUAGAGAAAGUCAUAGAUGAGAAAAUAAGAGCGUGGCUUGCUACUCCUCUUCCUUCCACACAACUUCCUCCCCAUUUUUGGGCAACUACUGAUAAAGCAACCCCUUCCAGAACUACAAAUCAAGCAGUUCUUAUCGUCGCCAGGGACAGUAGUGGUACACCGUGUCCUAUCCCAGUGGCAGCACCAGCAAGUUAUGAUGAUUUCAAAGAGGCUACGUACGAUUCCCUUGCAAGGCAACUCUUAGAUGCAAUUUCAGAGCACUUUUCUCCUGAAAUUCUGUCUCGUCUUUGUGGAGUUGGAGCAGAUGGGCCUUAUCAAGCUACCUGAUUUAGAAAACAUCUACGAGAAGCUCUUGGUUUAAAGAAUGAUGACGAUCUUGCUCUGCCUGUUACGUGGGACACGGCCCAUCUUCUUAAUCUUGCUGUAACUGACGUGCGAGACGCCAAGACGGAUAGCGGUAAAUUUUUUCGGCAGUUCAUUAAAAGAUGUAACGUGUUUAACCAUGUGCUAUCCAACGGAAAAGGAUUUGCGUUUCUACAAAUGGUCAAUGAAAAUGCAAGGCGACCAGUAUCCUAUGCCACCCAAAGGUUCGCGAGUUCGUCAUACGAGCAAUGGGUAAAAAUAGAGAAGAGCUUCGAUUUCUUUUGGAAAGCGUUUGACCUUCUUCACCCAAACCGCGCGGAAGACGAAGAAUGGCAGUACAUGAUAGCGGGAUCAGAUUUUGUCCAUGAUCUCUUGGCACUUCUUGACAUCUUAAGUCCUGUUGUUGAUUUGAUGGUUCACGCACAAGCCCUAGAUACACCGGUUUAGAAGUUGAAGUUGUGGUGGCCCAAAGUCAGUGCAAAGUUGAUGAAAGCUGCCAACGCAGAUUCUGAAGCGUUUCCGAGACUGAAAGAAGUCGAACGAAAUCUUGAACCGGGUGGUGUUUUUAGAGGUGUUACCCUUUUACCUGGAUGGUUGGUUACAAGUGAUGGCGGAAGAGAUUCAGGAGAAGACCGCUUUAGCUGGACCCAGAGAGAACAACAUGAAAUGAAAGAAGACCAUAGAAGAUUUGCCAAAGAUCUUAAGGAUUCGUUGGAAAAACGAGUUACCUCUAUUUUACACAGCGAAAUGAUGUCACAUCUCGAAGUAUUUGAUGCAGCAAAUCUCGUUAAGCUUCACUGUGGUACUGCUGAAGAUGGAAAGAUUACGUUCUUCCUGCCGGAAGGGGAAAUCGAAGAGUAUGGAGUCGAGGAGUGCAAAGAAGUAAUGAAGGUAGCUUCAAAGUUAUCUCACAUCCAAGCUUCUGGUCUAAAUUUUGAUACACGUAUGGCACACGCCUACAUGGGCUUGUUGAAGAAAGCAGUCUUGGAAGGUGUAUGGAAUGGUAUUUGUCCAGACCAGUGAACUCUAAAAAUAACUGGAAGGCUAACUCCUAUGAUGAAAGCCUAUGAUUCGUUGAAGCCGGCGCGCGGGAAAAUCAGCUUUCAAAAAGACUAAGGAGAGUUUCGAGGAGUGAAAAAAAUUCUGCCAAAAGUUUGUUUUCGAGCAAAAAUUUGCAAGAAAAACACUUUUUCCAUGGGAAUACAACAAUGAUUGGGAUUUAAACCAGGUUUUCCGAUUAGUUCCAACUGUUUUACAUCUCUCUGCAGCAAAAAGUAAGGAGUUUUGCUUUUGUAUUUUGAAAAAAUGACGAAAGUUUGGACGCGCCGAAGGAAACCUCGCCGUUCAACUAAAAAAUAUAUACUAUAAAACAUUUUGACAGUCCCAAAAUUUAUGUUGUACUAAACCCUAGGUAUUGUUAUUGAUCCUGAGCUUUUAGUCCUUGUUUUAGUCGCUUUUAAACAUAAAUAAAUUGGCGUUUUUCAAGUGAUGUUAUUUUCGUCAUCGGCAUCUUGUUGGCCACUAUGAGCAUUUUGAAUAUGGCAUAUUUUUGUCAAUUUUCAAAUGCUUUUUUUUCGACCUUAAAACGUUCAAUCUUCUUGAAACUUCGCAUACAGAUGUAUUUUGCAUGGGUUUAAAUAAUUCCUGAGGUAUGACGUCUUAGUUUUAUCUUAAACUUCCAAAAACUCAGAAAAAGCAGCCUAAAACGCGCGGUUUUUCUGACCGUUCAUGCUUAUGGCCGUGUUUUUUCGUAUUUUUUUUGCUAAUUCGUGAUUUGUUUGCUUUGCGAAUAUUAAAUUCAUUUAUAAUACUACUGAUAUAAAUUAAAUUUGGUAGUAUAACUAAUAUUUUGGGGCAAGAUUUUUCUGAUCGAAAAAUGUGCAUAUUUUGAAAAAAAAAUUUAAAAAGGACUGGGUCUACCUACAAAAAAAGCUUCAAGCACGGCUUCAACUCCCCCCCCCCUGACUUAGCCUUCCAGUUAUUAUUAGAGUUCACUGGUCCAGACUGGUUUGACGUUACGGAUGUUGAAGUGGGCUCACCUUUUAUCGAUACGAUGGUGUUUCUUUACUAGAAAUUCGUGCCGAAGAGUCAACCAAUCUUGAAUCGAUCUUUGUCAUGCGUUUCUCCAAUGAAAUGGUUCGGAAAGUGAGACUGUCUGAGAAGUGUGUUUAUACGUCAUUUUACUCAAACAAAGUCCUCUAUGAUAUUGCACAGCCUCCACCAUGUGCACUAUUGGACAUUGUUUUGGCGAAAGGCGGUCCAGAGGCAAUAGCGGAAAGUUUUUACAAUACCAUGCGCAACCAACAGCAGUCCGGUGGUCAGUCUAACGAUACCCUUGCGCGGAGAACGAAGGUCAAUUGGUGCUUGCCUUCCCUUAAACACUGUGAAAAGAUAAUUAAAGAAGGCGUACGUUUAUAUCUAGAGGGAGGGAGAUGA
Molecule: messenger RNA, 3185 nt
Organism: Paramuricea clavata
Lineage: Eukaryota; Metazoa; Cnidaria; Anthozoa; Malacalcyonacea; Plexauridae
Source: the annotation of a GenBank genome assembly